AUGAGAUAUGAGGUUGUGAAGAGAUUGGUUCCUAAGGGUCCAGAUCCUAUCCAACCACCCUCAUCAAUAUCAACAGAUGAUUUCCAUAUGAGAUAUGGGGCAGUGAAGAGAAAAGUUCCUAGUGGUCCAGACCCUAUCGUAUCACCCGCACCACCCUCAGAUGAUUUUAAUAUGAGAUAUGGGGCAGUGAAGAGAAAAGUUCCUAGUGGUCCAGACCCUAUCGUAUCACCCGCACCACCCUUAGAUGAUUUUCAUAUGAGAUAUGGGGCAGUGAAGAGAAAAGUUCCUAAUGGUCCAGACCCUAUCGUAUCACUCGCACCACCCUCGGUUGAUUUUCAUAUGAGAUAUGGGGCACUGAAGAGAAAAGUUCCUAGUGGUCCAGACCCUAUUGUAUCACCCUCACCACCCUCAGAUGAUUUUCAUAUGAGAUAUGGGGCAGUGAAGAGAAAAGUUCGUAGUGGCCUAGACCCUAUCGUAUCACCCGCACCACCCUCGGAUUAUUUUCAUAUGAGAUAUGGGGCAGUGAAGAGAAAAGUUCCUAGUGGUCCAGACCCUAUCGUAUCACCCGCACCACCCUCGGAUUAUUUUCAUAUGAGAUAUGGGGCAGUGAAGAGAAAAGUUCCUUGUGGUCUAGACCCUAUCGUAUCACCCUCACCACCCUCAGAUGAAUUUCAUAUGAGAUAUGGCGCAGUGAAGAGAAAAGUUCCUAGUGGUCCAGACCCUAUCGUAUCACCCUCAUCACCCUGGUGA
Ipomoea triloba (trilobed morning glory) is the source of this 750-nucleotide messenger RNA. RefSeq names its product leucine-rich repeat extensin-like protein 3. NCBI's taxonomy places the organism in Eukaryota, Viridiplantae, Streptophyta, Magnoliopsida, Solanales, Convolvulaceae. The transcript has a single exon. The record is from RefSeq and is a predicted model, not a curated record. Bases 1 to 750 code for a protein of 249 amino acids.